AUGAAAGAAGAUCAAGUUGUGCAGGAGGAAUCAAGAUUCCAAGAUGAGGAGGAAUCUUUGUUUCAAGACAUUGACCUGUUACAGAAACAUGGAAUUAAUAUGGCUGAUAUUAAGAAACUGAAGUCUGUAGGAAUCUGUACCAUUAAAGGGAUACAAAUGACAACAAGAAGAGCCCUCUGCAAUGUCAAAGGACUCUCAGAAGCCAAAGUGGACAAGAUUAAAGAGGCAGCCAACAAACUUAUUGAACCAGGAUUCCUAACUGCAUUUGAGUACAGCGAAAAGAGGAAGAUGGUUUUCCAUAUCACCACUGGGAGUCAGGAAUUUGAUAAAUUACUAGGAGGUGGCAUUGAAAGUAUGGCAAUUACAGAAGCUUUUGGAGAAUUUCGUACUGGAAAAACUCAGCUGUCUCAUACCCUCUGUGUGACAGCGCAACUCCCAGGAGCAGGCGGCUACUCAGGAGGAAAGAUUAUCUUCAUUGAUACAGAAAAUACUUUCCGUCCAGAUCGCCUUCGUGACAUUGCUGAUCGCUUUAACGUAGACCACGAUGCAGUACUGGACAAUGUACUCUAUGCUCGUGCCUAUACUAGUGAACAUCAGAUGGAGCUACUUGAUUAUGUAGCAGCCAAGUUUCACGAAGAAGCUGGCAUUUUCAAACUAUUGAUCGUUGACUCAAUAAUGGCACUUUUUCGAGUGGAUUUCAGUGGCCGUGGGGAAUUGGCUGAACGGCAGCAAAAAUUGGCCCAGAUGUUGUCGCGACUCCAAAAAAUCUCAGAAGAAUAUAAUGUUGCUGUUUUUGUGACCAAUCAAAUGACUGCAGAUCCAGGAGCAACAAUGACCUUCCAGGCAGAUCCCAAGAAACCCAUUGGUGGACACAUUCUGGCUCAUGCUUCAACAACAAGAAUAAGCUUGCGAAAGGGAAGAGGAGAAUUGAGGAUUGCCAAGAUUUAUGACAGCCCCGAGAUGCCUGAAAAUGAAGCCACCUUCGCAAUAACUGCUGGAGGAAUCGGGGAUGCCAAGGAGUAGGUGGGGAAUUGGUACAGAUUGCUUCUUAGUGCUUAUUAGGAGCUGGAGAAAUGGAAAAGCAGUCUUGAAUUUAUAUCUUGAAAUAAGAGUUUGGUUUUUUCCCCCAUGUGUUAUUAAAGGAAAGUCAGAAAAA
Messenger RNA from Microtus ochrogaster (prairie vole), 1156 nucleotides. RefSeq names its product DNA meiotic recombinase 1 (gene Dmc1). NCBI's taxonomy places the organism in Eukaryota, Metazoa, Chordata, Mammalia, Rodentia, Cricetidae. Gene Ontology annotation, biological process: DNA recombinase assembly; mitotic recombination; DNA strand invasion. The record is from RefSeq and is a predicted model, not a curated record. Gene Ontology annotation, molecular function: ATP binding; ATP hydrolysis activity; double-stranded DNA binding. Gene Ontology annotation, cellular component: nucleus; condensed nuclear chromosome.